AUGUCUUACUCUCUGACUCAGCAGCUCCUCUCUUCAGAUGAGCAAGGCUACAAGCGAGCCACACAGUCUGAAUUCCUACGGCUUGCGGGCCAUGGCAAAGCUUCAAAAAACCUUUUAGGUCUAUGGCUUGCAAAUGAUCGUCUCUACAUCCACAGCUAUUGCCGCGGUCUUGGUCGGUUGCUCAGCUUUCUGGAGUUUCCCGAUACCGUACAGCGUGACCAAGAUCCCGCAACCACAACGCAACUCCUGGACUGGAUUGUCGCUGCUCUUGUAAACAUCCGACGGGAGGAAAAGUUCUUUAUCAAUACGGCUUUCGAGUACGGUAUCAACAUCAACCUCGAGACCAAAGAUGGGCGUGUUGAGUCGAGCUCUAAACUCGAAGGUCUCCGUCGAUGGGAAGCACUGUACGCUUCUGUAUCUCCUAACGAGAAGGAUGUGCUUCCCUGGCUUGAAGCAGCCGUGAUAUACUGGGGAACGGAAAAGUGUUAUCUGGAUGCUUGGUCGUGGGCAAAGGCGCAGCUUUCGGACAAUGACGACGGCAGUGAUGAUGCUGAUGGUGGAGCUGUGAGAAAGGAGUUUAUCAACAAUUGGACAUGCAAGGAGUUUGUCGACUUUGUUGAUGAUCUGGGCAAGAUUAUCGAUGAUGCUGCUGCAAAUGUUAUCAAGGAAAAGGGUGAGGGUGCAAAGGAGCAACUGUUCAAGCGAGUCCAGGGGAAGUGGCAGGAUGUUUUGGAUGCAGAAGAGGCUUUCUGGCCUGCGGUUUAG
Molecule: messenger RNA, 765 nt
Organism: Fusarium pseudograminearum CS3096
Lineage: Eukaryota; Fungi; Ascomycota; Sordariomycetes; Hypocreales; Nectriaceae
Exons: 1
Coding region: 1-765 (254 amino acids)
Source: RefSeq, a predicted model, not a curated record